Cotesia glomerata is the source of this 1697-nucleotide messenger RNA. Its product is annotated as 4-aminobutyrate aminotransferase, mitochondrial. Gene Ontology annotation, cellular component: mitochondrion. Gene Ontology annotation, molecular function: pyridoxal phosphate binding. The transcript has 10 exons. The coding region runs from base 152 to 1648 and encodes 498 amino acids. Gene Ontology annotation, biological process: GABA catabolic process. The record is from RefSeq and is a predicted model, not a curated record. NCBI's taxonomy places the organism in Eukaryota, Metazoa, Arthropoda, Insecta, Hymenoptera, Braconidae.
GAACGAAAGAUGGGCGACUGGAGUAUGCGUAGUAUCGAAAAAUUUUUUCGUAUCAUCAUGUAUAACACCCGUUAUAUAUUUAGAAGACGCAUUAGUACCGUACUAACUCUUGUAAGCGCUGCGUCAAAGAAGAAACAUUCACCCUUAAAAAAUGAUGAGCAAGACUUGCAUCCUUCGAGGCAAAUCGAUCGUUACGAAGGCUGGGAUAAAAGGAGACAGAAAUACAUGGAGAAGAUGUUUGACAACUGCAGCGUGUGUUGAGCCCAAGGGUCCGAGUGUCAAAACUGAAAUUCCUGGACCCGCUUCUCGACAGUUGUUUGAUGAACUCAAUAAAUUUCAGCAAGCAGCAACAGUCCAACUGUUUGCAGACUAUGACAAAUCAUCAGGGAAUUACAUGGUAGACGUUGACGGGAAUACACUAUUGGACGUCUACAUGCAAAUAUCAUCAGUACCCCUGGGCUACAACCACCCGGCAAUGCUGGAAGCUCUUUCGGAUCCUCAUAACCAAAGAGCAAUCGUCAACAGACCAGCUCUAGGUGUCUAUCCGGGUGCUGAUUGGCCGAAAAAACUCAAGGAUGUGCUACUUAGGCCUGGAGUCGCUCCCAAAGGCCUUGGAAAUAUUACAACUAUGAUGUGCGGCUCGUGUUCCAAUGAAAAUGCAUUUAAAAAUAUAUUUAUGUGGUACGCUGAGAAAAAUCGAGGUGGCAAACCUUUUACCAAAGAAGAAAUGGAAUCUUGUAUGGUGAAUCAAAUCCCUGGCUCGCCAAAAUACUCAAUUAUGUCAUUCCAAGGAGCAUUCCAUGGGAGAACUCUCGGUUGUUUGUCUACAACACACAGUAAAUAUAUUCAUAAACUUGAUGUACCUGCUUUUGACUGGCCAAUUGCUAGCUUUCCUCAUUAUAAAUACCCGUUGGAAGAUAAUGUUAGCCAGAAUGCUGCUGAAGAUAAACGCUGUCUUGCUGAGGUUGAAGAUUUAAUAGUUAAAUUUGACAAAGAAAAAAAUGUACCAGUUGCUGGAAUAAUAAUUGAACCAAUACAAGCAGAAGGUGGUGACAAUCAUGCUUCACCCGAAUUCUUCCAACAAUUACAAAAAGUAACUAAAAAAUACGAAAUCGCAUUAUUAAUUGAUGAAGUACAGACCGGUGGUGGUCCAACUGGUAAAAUGUGGUGUCAUGAACAUUUCAAUCUUCCAUCUCCACCAGAUGCUGUUACUUUCAGUAAAAAAAUGCAAUUAGGUGGUUAUUAUCAUACUACUGAAUUGAGACCCAAUCAAGGAUACAGAGUCUUCAAUACAUGGAUGGGUGACCCCAGCAAAUUAAUAAUGUUGGAAGCUAUAGUAAAUAUUAUCCAAAGAGAUAAUUUAUUGGGGAAAGUUUCAAAAGUUGGGGAUUACACUCUAGAUAAUCUCAAAAAAAUCGAGAAAGAAUUUUCGACGGUAAUUAAUUCAUCUAGAGGUAGAGGUACUUUUAUUGCUUUCAACGGAGCUACGCCUCAAAUACGUGAUCAGAUUGUCAAGAAGCUUUUGGCUAAAGGCAUCCAAGCUGGUGGAUGUGGCGCAAAUGCAGUUAGAUUAAGACCAGCUUUGACAUUUGAUCGCCUACACGCUGACAUCUUUUUGGAUGCAUUGCGUAAAGUUCUCAAAGAAUAAACUAAUCAAAAUUAUUAAACGUAUAAAAAUCUACAGUCUUCCAAAAAAA